Molecule: messenger RNA, 216 nt
Organism: Kwoniella botswanensis
Lineage: Eukaryota; Fungi; Basidiomycota; Tremellomycetes; Tremellales; Cryptococcaceae
Exons: 3
Coding region: 1-216 (71 amino acids)
Source: RefSeq, a predicted model, not a curated record
AUGGCAUCUAUAACGUCCGGAUACACAUCAUACGAAUCACCACCUUCACCACCCGCUACAGAAGAAGAGAGGGAGAGUAUACCCUCGUUGGCUCAGGAUGCGUAUGAGUUGUUGGGACAACAGGAUUCAAAGAUGAUGGAGCUAGGCGAUUUCAUAGCGGAACUUCGAGAUCUCGAUCUCCGAACGGCAGAAACUUGGAUUAGUAUCGUUGAAUGA